AUGAGCGAUCGAUUGAGGACAUUCAAUGAUAGCAAACAAUUACAACGGACACUUCAACUGUUUCAGCAAUAUCGAAAACUUAACAAUGAAACUCCAUCAAGUUCGGCGAACACACAAGUUUUGAAAGCAUGUGUCCAUCUCAAAGAUAUUCGAAGCGAGAAAGCAAUUUAUGAUCUUGUUUCAUCACAUACAAAAAAUAACCAACACAUAGUGACAUUAAUCUUCACUGCUUGA
Messenger RNA from Adineta ricciae, 234 nucleotides. The record is from the annotation of a GenBank genome assembly. Lineage: Eukaryota; Metazoa; Rotifera; Eurotatoria; Adinetida; Adinetidae.